Messenger RNA from Lotus japonicus, 1401 nucleotides. Its product is annotated as electron transfer flavoprotein subunit alpha, mitochondrial. The record is from RefSeq and is a predicted model, not a curated record. Gene Ontology annotation, cellular component: mitochondrion. The coding region runs from base 202 to 1284 and encodes 360 amino acids. Lineage: Eukaryota; Viridiplantae; Streptophyta; Magnoliopsida; Fabales; Fabaceae. The transcript is spliced from 8 exons. Gene Ontology annotation, molecular function: flavin adenine dinucleotide binding; electron transfer activity.
ACAUUAAACAUAAGAACACGUCAUCGUCACUAUCAUCCUUGUCAUUAUCAUCAUCAUCAUCAUCAUCAUCAUCAUCUUCUUCUAAUCCUCAGUCUUUCCUAAAGCUGAAUCAGCAAAUUUGCAACUGUUGACUCCGAUACGGCACCGUUUCAAUUCAACAUCAAGAUCAACCCAUCGUCUUCAGUUCCGAAGAAACAAACAAUGGCGUCUCGCACGAUCCUCGAAGCAAUGAAGAACAAACGCUCCUUCUUGUUCCCCUCAUCUCCUCGCUUCUCCAUUUUCUCUACUCGACUCGGUAGCACGCUGGUUGUGGCGGAGCACGACGGUGGUGCUAUCAGAGCUCCUUCUCUCUCUGCGCUCACGGCCACUACGUGUCUUCCUGAUAGCGGCUCCUCCGUUUCUCUCCUCUUGGCUGGCUCUGGUCCUUCUCUCCAUCAAGCUGCUUCACAUGCUGCUUCCUGCCACCCUUCAAUUUCUCAGGUGCUGGUGGCAGAUUCGGAUACGUUCAAGAGCCCUUUGGCAGAACCCUGGGCUAAACUGGUCCAUAUGGUUCAGCAGAGAGGUGGUUACUCUCAUAUAAUUGCUGCUUCAAGUUCUUUUGGGAAAAAUGUCAUGCCUCGCGCAGCUGCCCUCUUAGAUGUUUCUCCAGUUACUGAUGUUACUGGGAUUUCUGAUUCUCAUACUUUUGUAAGGCCUAUAUAUGCUGGAAAUGCGCUUUGUACUGUGCGAUAUACUGGUGCCGGUCCUUGUAUAUUAACUAUAAGAGCUACAUCUUUUCCUGCUCCCCAGAAGUCAGUUGACUCAAAAUCUAAUGAGGCUUCAAUAUCUCAGGUUGACCUUUCAACCUUCGAUGAAGAUUUGGGCAAGUCUCGAUAUAUAUCUCAAACUACUCAGGAGGACGAACGGCCAGAUCUUGGGAAUGCAAGAAUUGUAGUUUCUGGUGGUCGAGCGCUAAAGAAUGCUGAGAACUUUAAAUUGAUAGAAAAUCUUGCCGAGAAACUGGGUGCUGCUGUUGGUGCCACUCGUGCUGCUGUAGAUGCAGGAUUUGUUCCUAAUGAACUCCAGGUUGGGCAAACUGGAAAGAUUGUUGCUCCCGAACUCUACAUGGCUUUUGGUGUAUCCGGAGCUAUUCAACACAUCGCAGGAAUGAGGGAUUCCAAGGUCAUUGUUGCUGUGAACAAUGAUGCCGAUGCUCCUAUAUUUCAGGUUGCUGAUUAUGGACUUGUAGGGGAUCUAUUUGAGGUGAUACCAGAGUUGCUGGAGAAGCUUCCCGAGAAAAAAUAAAAACAAUGUAAUCUGUAGAACUAAAUAGUUGGCCAUUGUAUGAUUGUAUCAUCAUCAUUGUAGUCUAAAAUAUAAAUAGCAGUUUAUCUAAAAUAAAAAGAAAAUGAAGUUUUUAAA